UUUCCCCCCCCUUCCUAGUUAAUGGUCUAAUGACGCUUGGAUUUGCAGGUGCACGUCAGCAGACUGAGCUCUGCAAUGAAUCUCUCAUGUUAGAAAAGUUGCCUGCCUGUGGGAAAUUCUUUGAAGAGAUGAUGAAGAAAGUGGACUCAAAAAAGUGGUGCAACCUGACAGAAUUUAUCAUGUAUUAUGACAACUUUACCCAGUGCACAGAACGUGAAGCCAACAAUGCAAGUUGCUUUUGGCCAAACCCCCUUGCAGAAGGCUUUAUCACUGGAAUUCAUAAACAAUUCUUUUCAAACUGUACUUCAGAGAAGGUUCACUGGGAAGAUCCACCGGAUGAAAUUCUCAUAACACUGAUCUUGAUCCCAGUCAUGUUGACAUGUGCCAUGAUAACAUUGGUAGUAUGGUGCAGCAAGAGAAGUGAUAUCCUGGUGUAAGUUCUUCCUCUGGGCUUUCUUUUUCUUCAUAUCUUUAUUCCCUAAAUAUGGAGAGAGGAGGACGAAGAGAGGAACUUGGCAUAAGGAUUUCAUAUCUGCUGAAAUGGAACCAGUGAGAUACUGAGAUGCUCCUGUGAAAGAAGAGCUGCCUGCUGCAAGUCAGUGCUUCUGCCUUGACCAUGGGUGUUGCUGGUGGAAAACUUUACUUCCAUUGAGCCUCAUUAGCGUGGAAUUCACAGGCAGCUCCCAGAAACAGGAGAGUUCCCAGGCAAAUGGACCCCCCGUCUGCAAAAGGGAUAAAGUUACUUUUCUAUGGGUAAAGCUGGCUGGUAAAGUUUUGCAAAGCUGUAGGUGUGUAAUACUGACUUUGGGGGAAAUUACAUCCCUUGAGGUUUUGUGCAGGACACUCAAAGUUUUCAUCUGUGACUUGGCAAGAUCACUGGCAAAGGAACUGAUUAACCUGGAUGUAGCCAGGUGGCAGCUUUUCCUAGAAGCUAGUCAAGAUCAUCACUAUCAAAACUGGGAAGUAUUCUGGCAAAGAAACAGUUUAUGUAUCCAGUGACUGUCUGCACAGGGAAAUUAUCAUGCCACUUUAUAAAACAGUUUAUAGAAUUCCUUUAAGCAUGGCUUGGAAUUGUAUGUCUUACAAACAAACUCUGGGAGGAUGUACAGGUCUUACUUUACAGAGCUGGAAAAUGUGAGAGGAAAUUGGUUGAUUAUAAAUAUACUGAGAAGUAAUGAAGAAACUUUCAUAUGCCAGACUCUUUAUUUUUCCUCUUUUAUAAUUAUUAUUCUUGAUGACUUGUGUUCGCUGUAUACUCCCCACACUCACUUCAAUUUGUGCAAGUGAUAUCCUACAAAUAAAUAUAAAGGUGUCAUGUUGAUUGAGGUGCCUUUCAGAGUAUUGUACAUAAAUAAUUCUUUGUCCUGUGGAGAGUGUGGGAACUAAAGUAUGAACAUCAAAACUUGGAAUAGAAGUAGAUGGAAAGAGAAAAUAAUUCAACUCAGAAAUUUUAUUCUAUCAAGUUAUGUAAUAGUUGAAAUAAAGAUCAUAUGCUCAAAACAGAA
Ficedula albicollis (Collared flycatcher) is the source of this 1505-nucleotide messenger RNA. It is a transcript of the gene RAMP3, whose product is annotated as receptor (G protein-coupled) activity modifying protein 3. Lineage: Eukaryota; Metazoa; Chordata; Aves; Passeriformes; Muscicapidae. The transcript is spliced from 3 exons. Gene Ontology annotation, molecular function: coreceptor activity. The record is from RefSeq and is a predicted model, not a curated record. The coding region runs from base 30 to 437 and encodes 135 amino acids. Gene Ontology annotation, cellular component: signaling receptor complex; membrane; cell surface. Gene Ontology annotation, biological process: G protein-coupled receptor signaling pathway; intracellular protein transport; cellular response to hormone stimulus.